AUGCCCUCCGCCAUCGCGGCCUCCGACCUCUCGACGAACCUGAGCGACACGGAUGACUGCGGCACGGUCGCCCCCGAACUCUUUCACAACCUCAAACACGACAGCUCUGUCCUCUGUCUUGCUGUCAGCGCCGAGCAGGAGCGGAUAUACGCCGGCACGCAGGAUGGCGAGAUUGUCGUGUGGUCGCUGGCCACCUUCCACCAGGAGCGAAUCGUGCAGGCGCACAAGCGCAGCGUCCUGAGCCUGUACCUGACACCCGACGGCUCGAUGCUGUUCUCGAGCGCCGGCGACCCCCUGAUCAACGUGUGGUGCCCGAAGACGAUGAAGCGCCUGCACGAGAUCUACAGCACCUACGACGUCGGCGACAUCUUCUCCGUCGCCUACAGCGCGCAGCACGAGACGGUCUACGUCGGCGCCCAGAACACCUCCAUACAAUGGGUCAGCUUGUCCGACCCGAACAACAGGGUGCCUCACGACUCGUCACAGCACCCCGACCGGAGGAAUCACAGGUUUUUCGACUCGAGGGCUGCAGGAGGAUCAACGACGCCGCGUCGUACCGACGAGCGGUGGACCCAGAUUCCUAGGUCGGAGAAGGUCGUCGAGAUUCACCCGGGAGCGCUGCAGAUGUUUGCGCACUACGGCUACGUAUACUCGAUGCUGAUGGCGAAAGGCCCGACGGUCCUGGUGGAGCCUGACGAAGAGGUUUUGAUCUCCGGAGGUGGCGACGGAACGAUUAAGCUGUGGAAGCUCGGCGCCGAGGGAGACAAGCAAGCUGAGGAGAGCGACCGGGAGCCGGGUCUCCAGGAGCUGAUGUCGCUUGGAUCUGAUGAUGCGGAGUCGGUCAUGUCUUUGGCCAUCGACGGCUCGUUUCUCUAUGCAGGAAAACUGCAGGGCAUUAUCGAGCUGUGGGACCUUGACACCAAGUCCAAGUUGAGGGUGAUCAAGAGCCACAAGGGCGACAUCAUGACCCUGCAAAUGAACUGGGGGUAUCUCUUCAGUGCUUCCAGAUCGGGAUCCGCAAGUAAACACUCCACUGUUCACUACGGCAAAUACAAAGAUACCCAGACCGCAAACAUCAGCCAAAAGUACCAGUGCAUAGCUCGCUGGAAGGCCCAUGAGGGCAAAGUUCUCGCAUCAGCAGUAACAACGUACAACAACCGGCAAUACUACAUUACAGGCGCCAAUGAUAACGACGUAGCCAUUUGGAACAUCGACUGUUCAUCAUACGAGCAACAGCAAGACGUGGAUGAGGCAGACGACGUCAUGGUCAAAUCAUUGGGAGAAUUCGUCUCGUAUCGCACCGUCUCCUCGCGACCCGAAUUCGCAGAAGACUGCCGAAAAGGAGCGACUUUCCUUGGCUCCCUGUUCAAGCGCCUGGGUGGUCAGGUCGAGAUGCUGAGCACGGAAAGCAGUCCCCACAACCCAGUCGUCCUCGCCAAAUUCAACGGCAAGCUCGAGCCAGCUGAGAAGCGGAAGAGAAUAUUAUUCUACGGUCAUUACGAUGUCGUGCCGGCAGACAAUAAGAAGGGCAAGUGGGAAACCGACCCGUUCCAAAUGAAAGGCAUCAACGGCUAUCUCCACGGCAGAGGUGUCAGUGACAACAAGGGUCCUAUCAUGGCCGCCCUGUAUGCCGUCACGGAUCUUCUCCAAGCAAAGAAGCUCGCCAACGACAUUAUUUUCCUCAUUGAGGGCGAAGAAGAGUCCGCCUCUCGCGGCUUCAGAGAGAUUGUCCGCAAGAACAAGGACCUCAUCGGUGACGUCGACUAUAUCCUACUAGCCAACAGCUAUUGGCUUGACGACGAGGUUCCUUGCCUCACCUACGGGCUGCGUGGUGUUCUCCACGCCACAGUCUGCGUCGACUCUCACCUACCUGAUCUCCACUCCGGCGUUGACGGUUCAUACAUGAACAACGAACCCCUUUCCGACCUUACGUCCACACUAUCCAAACUCAAGGGUCCUGGAAACAAGGUUCUCAUCCCCGGCUUCUACGAAAGCAUCUUACCAGUGACUGCCGAAGAAGAAACCCGCUACGAUGAGAUCGCGUCGACUCUAAUGCGCCAGAACCCUGAAAAGGGUCCUGAGGAUAAGCUCAAGACGGCGCUGAUGGCCCGCUGGAGAGAGCCUAACCUGACCAUCCAUCGCUACAAGGUGUCUGGCCCGGACGGCAGUCUGGUCAGUAGCCACGCAAGCGCAAGUAUCAGCUUGCGUCUGGUGCCUGGUCAAGAAGUCAACGAUGUCAUUGCCUCCCUGAACACCUAUCUAGAGUCUGAAUUUGGACUACUCGAGUCCAAGAACUCGCUGUCCAUCAAGAUCGAUAACAAGGCCGAACCCUGGCUCGGCGACCCCAGCAACGAGAUCUUCCAAGCACUCGAAGAAGCCAUCGUAAAGGCCUGGGGUGAUGUUUUCGACACCGGCGAUGCCAACAACGGAGAAGAAACAUCGCAAGAGAAGAAGAAGGCACAGAGGCCAAAGAAGCCGCUGUACAUCCGCGAGGGUGGCUCCAUCCCCGCCAUCCGCUUCCUCGAGAAGGAGUUCGGCGCCCCGGCUGCCCAUCUGCCCUGCGGCCAGUCCAGCGAUGGCGGUCACUUGGACAAUGAGCGAUUAAGGGUGAUCAACCUUCUGAAAAGCAGGGAAAUCAUUGGUUCUGUCUUUGCGCGCUUGUAG
This is a messenger RNA of Colletotrichum chrysophilum, 2664 nucleotides long. RefSeq lists its product as uncharacterized. Gene Ontology annotation, biological process: proteolysis; glutathione catabolic process. NCBI's taxonomy places the organism in Eukaryota, Fungi, Ascomycota, Sordariomycetes, Glomerellales, Glomerellaceae. The transcript has 2 exons. Gene Ontology annotation, molecular function: peptidase activity; protein binding. The record is from RefSeq and is a predicted model, not a curated record. The coding region runs from base 1 to 2664 and encodes 887 amino acids.